Daucus carota subsp. sativus is the source of this 3251-nucleotide messenger RNA. RefSeq names its product glutamate receptor 2.8-like. The coding region runs from base 297 to 3026 and encodes 909 amino acids. Lineage: Eukaryota; Viridiplantae; Streptophyta; Magnoliopsida; Apiales; Apiaceae. The record is from RefSeq and is a predicted model, not a curated record. Gene Ontology annotation, molecular function: ligand-gated monoatomic ion channel activity; signaling receptor activity. Gene Ontology annotation, cellular component: plasma membrane. The transcript is spliced from 5 exons.
AGUCAUACAUACAAACAAACAUGUUUAAUUUGUCUUAUACAAUGGCAUCGCUUUCUUGGCUCUCAAGAACUGACGAGCUUCUUGGUUCUCAAGCAUUGACGCUGGCCUAAUAAAAGAAAGUCCAAGUCAAGUACAUAGAAACAAAGAGAGGUAGGUGAGUUUAACACACAAUAAGUCCUACUAGCACAUAUAUAAGCUCAUUUUACGCACUUCUCUGCUCAUUUUACAACUCAACUGAUACCGUGCUGCACAUUCUAUGCUUUCGCUGAUGUGAAUAAGAAUAUUGUGUCGAAGAAAUGUGUUUUAAACGCUGUUUAUUUUUUCUGCUGCCCGUCUUCUUUCUUUCAUUUCUAUGUGAUGGAUCAACUAUGGCUGCAGCCAGCGGCAAAAGCACAACAAGUAUCGGUGUAGUCAUCGAUGAGGAUUCUCGAGUUGGUAAGGAACAGAAAAUAGCCAUGAAAAUUGCAGUUCAGAAGUUGCACUACUCUACGAAUCACAAACUGACAAUUCAGUUCCGAAAUAUCAGCUCUGGCAAUCCCCUUCAAGCAGCUACUGCAGCUGACGAAUUGAUUAAAGUUGAGAAAGUCCAAGUACUUGUUGGAUCACCGGCUUGGCAGGAGGCUGCUAUAGUUGCUGAUGUUGGAAAUCGAGCUCAAGUGGCAGUAAUCUCACUUGCAGCCUCCUCAGUUUCGCCAAAAUUAGCACAUGUAAGGUGGCCUUUUCUGGUACAAAUGGCUGGCAAUAGCUUGAAAGAGAUGGAAAGUGUUGCAGCCAUUGUUCAUUCCUACAGUUGGAGAAAAGUCAUAGUUAUUUAUGAAGAUGAUGCCUACGGUGAUCCUGGAGCACUGGCUCUGCUAUCAAAAGCACUUGUAGACAAGGGGUCGGACAUUGAAUAUCGUUUAGUACUUCCAUCAUAUACUUCUUUAUCCGAUCCCCAAGGAUUUAUAGGUGAUCAGGUAGCCAAGUUAUCAAGUAGAAAAUCUCGAGUUUUUAUAAUCCUGCAAUCUUCCUUAAUAAUAGCCAAACAUCUGUUGACAGAAGCUAGAAAGAUUGGAUUAAUGGGGAUGGAUUCUGUAUGGAUAGUUACUGAUUCUAUUACAAGUGUUAUGGAUUAUAAUGACUAUUCCUUCGUCGCGUCCAUGGAAGGUGCUAUUGGGACCAAGUCAUAUUACUCUGAAGAAACUAGUAUUUUUAUGGAGUUGAAAGCUCAGUUUCACGAAUUUAUUAAAUCAGAUUAUCCAGAGGAGGAUAAUUUGGUGCCUGGAGUUCAUGCCCUACGUGCGUAUGAUAGUAUAAUGGCUAUUUAUCAUGCUGUGACAAAGUUAGCUAGUGAUGAAAGUACUACCAAGGAAACUUUGUUAGAAGGCAUUCUAUCAAGUAAUUUUCUAGGCUUGAGUGGGAAGAUUAGUUUCCAUGACGGAAGUUUAUUGGAUUCUUCCAACGUGAGAAUCAUAAAUGUUGUUGAACAGAGUUACAAGGAUCUUGGAUUUUGGUCGUCAAAAGGAUUCUUGAAAAAUGUUAACCAAGUUAAAGGGGGUGGUCACAGCAUGAAGACACUGGGCACUGUGGUGAGUUGGCCAGGUAAUUUAACCCGAGAUCCAAAAGGCUGGGCGAUGCCCAGCGAUGUAAAGAAAAUGAAAAUUGGAGUUCCUGGAAGGACAGUUUAUCCAAAUUUUGUGGAGGCCGUAUUAGCUGAUAAUAAUUCAGACAGCGUGUAUAAUUUCUCUGGAUUUUGCAUCGACGUCUUUGCUGAGGUAGUAAAUAUUUUGAAGGAUAAUUAUUCUUUGCCUUAUGAGUUCUUCCCCUUCGAUGGAACUUACGAUGAUCUGGUCUUCAGUGUUAGCAACGAGACUUAUGAUGCUGUGGUGGGGGAUGUAACUAUAUUAGAACAUCGUGCAAAAUUCGUGGAGUUCACGCAACCAUUUGUUGAAUCUGGCUUGUCAAUGAUGGUCCAGUACAAACCGGAACCUACCAGAGCUUGGUUGUUUCUAAAACCUUUCAGUCGCAGUAUGUGGCUAGCAACACUUGGGAUUCUGUUUUACACUAUGUUCAUUGUAUGGUUCUUCGAACGUAAAUCAAAUCCAGAUUUCAAAGGAGCGUUCAGAGAUCAGCUUGGCACGACUAUGUGGUUCACCUUUUCAACUUUGUUCUUUGCACAAAAGGAAAAGGUUUACAGCAACUUUACGAAAAUGGUGGUUGUGGUUUGGCUGUUUGUUGUGCUGGUUCUUACCUCCAGUUACACGGCUAGUCUGAGUUCAAUGCUCACAGUUGAAAGGCUUCGGCCAAAGAUAGAAGACAUAGAUUGGUUAAGGAAAACAAAUGCAACAGUUGGCUGUGAUCGUGGUUCAUUUGUUAAAGGUUACUUGACAAAUGUAUUAAAACUUGAGAACAUAGAAUACAUCGGAAGCCAAGAUGAAUAUUCUUCUAAAUUUGACAAAGGAAAUAUUGCAGCAUCAUUCAUUGAGCUCCCAUACCAGAAAUUCUUUCUCAAAGAUAAAUGCAAUCACUACACUACUGUUGGACCUACCUACAGAUUUGGAGGUUUCGGGUUUGCUUUUCAAAAAGGAUCACCGAUAGCUAGAGAUGUAUCAGAGGCCAUUUUAACCAUUACUGAAAAUGGUAUUCUUAAAGGCUUGGAAGAGAAAUGGUUUAUUUUAACAACCAACUGUUCUGCUUCAAGAAACACAGGCAGCCUCACCAUUGAGAGCUUCUGGGGAAUAUAUCUUCUCUCUGGUGCCACCUCUACACUCUGCUUUCUCAUCUUCAUUGCCAAAUUACUAGUCCUUCGACGUAUCAAAAACCAAAACCAGAGAAAUCAAGUAACUCGUGACAUUCCAUCAGAAGAGGGGAAUUUGAGAAAGUCUAUUGCAAUUGUAAGUUAUAUUCAUAAAACUAGCGAUAGAAUAUCUCCAGUAAGAGCUACAUCCUUCUACCAAAGAGAAGAUAUGGAUUCGUCGAAAUGGAAAGUGAUGAGUCCUUCCCAGGCUCUAGAGCAUGGAAUUCAACUACCUGAAACAAAACACUGAGCACUUUACUUCAGCCCAACUUACAUUCAAAUUUCAGUACCAAGCCUCGUUUCUUUAGGUAAUUGAUGACAUGAACGCCCAAUUCACUUGUGGUUUCUGCUCUGAUGUUUAUUUGGAUAGUCUGAAUUGUAUAGUUUCGUAAGGCUGUCAAGUAUCAGAAUAUUAUUACAGCUUAUAACACGUGUCAUAUUUUUAUUGAUUAUAACUUAAAUAAUAAUCAUCGUC